AAAUCAGUCAGCUUAACUUUAUAUUUCAACAAAGAAGUAACUAAAAUUGCUUUAAUUUUUAAUUCAAAGUAACACAUGAGCAUAUAAACUCACUAAACUUAAAAUGUAUAAAAAUGUCCACUUAAAUCUUGUGGUGAACUACGGGAUAAGGGUAAUUUGAGUUAAGAUAGAGUCGAAUAAAAGUUUGAAGGUAAUGUCUAUUUUUUAUCAAAAUCUUUUUAAAAUUAUUUUAUAUUAUAUAAACCUCUUAAAAUAUUAUUUAUUAAUCAAAUCUUUCGUAAUGCAUCAACAUAUUAGCCAUAUUUACGUUAUCGUUAAUAAUUUUGUAUAUAUUUUCUUAGUUAAAAUACUAAAAUUUUCGAAUGUUGACCUUCACGUGUCUCUUCUAAGUCAGUAUCUUGUUACCAAGUCAAUAUUACUUUACAAAAUUGCUAACUGAAAAUUAAUACUUGACUAAUUUUUAGUAUUUCGAUAGGUUUGAUUAAUAAAAACGAAUCCAAAAAAGCCCCCAAAGUUUGAUUUGGAUCGUGUAGAUUUAAAGUAGUUUCUCCAUGUUAAUUAAUAAAUAUCUGUAUACUGGUUUUCAUUGUUAAUAUUACCGAUAAAGAUUUCAAAAGCGCUUUCAACCCAAAAAAAAAAAAAGAACUCAAAGCGCACAGAUAAAUUAACAUGGUUGUUAUGGCACUUAUCUUAAAACUUAAUGACUUGUUGGUUAGAACUGAAAGUUCAGUGACCCCGUUUAUGUAAAUCCACCCCUUGUGUACAACUGUUUUGGGUUUUUAUUAGUUUGUUUCCUUUCCCCUCUUUACUCUCUCUCUCUCUCUCUCUCUCUCUCUCUCUGCCUGCAAAUGUGCAAUCUCAUAAGCUUUGGGUCUGUGGAAUUCUGUACUUUUGGUGGAAGAAUGCUUGUCACCUACUCCUUUUAACUUCCCCUCCUCAACAAAAUCUUCUCUUUUCUCCUUCCACCUUCCAUCUUCUUCUGCUUUCUUGUUUCUAUCUGCGAGAGAGAAAGAGAGUGAAAAAAGGGGAGCUCAUGGAGAGGCACAAAUGCAAGCUCUGUUUCAGAGUGUUCCCCAAUGGAAGAUCUUUGGGCGGCCACAUGAAAUCCCACUUGGCCAAGCUCCGUAUCCCUCCCAAAUCUCCUCCUCCCGCUGCUACUCCUCGUCGCCGUCGACCCGACUACGACCCGGCAAUUGAAUCGUCGUCCUCGUUUUCGUAUUCAGACGAAGAAGAUGAGCUGGAAGUGGAGCAGAGCAGGCCGGCAGCGGCGGCGGUGGUGGAAGCUGGAGGCUUCGGCGGAGGCGGAGAUGGGAUUUACGGGUUGAGGGAGAACCCGAGGAAGAGCUUCCGGGUCGCGGAUCCCGAGUUCUCUUUCGCCGGGUCUUCCUCCGUCGUGCAGGACAGAGAGAGCGAGACCGAGUCGAGGAACCCGAGCCGGAGGCGAUCCAAGCGGACCCGGAACUCGGGCGGAGAUGAGAAUAAGAAGGGAUUGGCGGAGAAUCAGAGUUGGAUUCUCGAAUCGACGCCGCCUGCGGCGGCAGAGCAAGAACCGGUGAGCUCUGUUUCCGAUGCUUCCCCUGAAGAAGACGUGGCGAUGUGCCUGGUGAUGCUGUCGAGGGACGUGAACUGGAAGCGAAGAUUCAGUUACGAAAGCGACGAAAUUGAAGAGGGAGAAGGGGAAAAGACGGGAAAUGGAGGAGAAAUCGAGAAGCGAAGUAGCAGCAGCGGAAGAAAUCGGGGGAAGAAGUUGAAGUGCGAGAAAUGUAUGAAACAGUUCCGAUCCUCACAGGCAUUAGGAUCCCACCGCCGGAUUUGCUCUCUCAACGGAACCCAGCUCAGCGGCGGCGGAAUGGGGAAUGUGGUGGCAGCGGUGGCGGCAGAGAGGAUUUUCCAGUGCCCGUAUUGCUACAAGGUGUUCGGGUCGGGUCAAGCACUGGGCGGGCACAAGAGAUCACAUCUCACCGGAGGCGGUUCCUACCCGUCGCCGGCAGCAGCGGCUAACCCACCACCACCGCCUCCGGCAGCGCCCAAAAUCGACAAAAAUUACAGCUUUCUGGAUCUCAACUUGCCAGCUCCCGUGGAAGACGACGAGUUUAGUGCGAGCGUGGUUUCAGAUGCUUAAAUUUCUCCGAAUUCAGGGUAGGGUCCGGUAACAAAAUCUCGAAUCAGAAUUCUCGUUUUUGAGGGUUAUUUUAGGAUUUUGGCGAAGUGGGUAUAUAUCACAAAUUCAUUGGGAAAAACUGAAAGCCCACCGCCAUAGAUGAUGAACUUCAAGAACUUCCUUCCUCCGUUGUUUGGUUGCUUUCAUUGCUGGCUGCUGACUAUAAAAUGGUGUUGAUCCGGAUUUGUGUGUGUGUUUUUUAUGGCAAACUUCAUUGAAUGCUAAAGCUGGCAAAUUGGCUUUGCUUCAAACAGAUACUUCCCUCCUUCCACUCUGCGGUCCUGUGUUGGUUUAUUUAUUUAUUUACGAUUUGUUGAUUUGAUUCGGUUCUUGUUCAUGGUGUGUCAGUCGGGCAAGUUUUCAGGAGUUAUGGUAAAGUGGCAGGCAGAGGGGGAAUUUAUAUUUGUUGCGUUUGGGCCAAUGUUAGUUUGUUGGUUGGUACAAAAUGCAACCUUCAUUCGAGGUAGGCAGUCAUACUCAUACUCACUCAGUCUGUCUCCUCGAGAAUAGUCGUUUUGCUCGCGACAUAAACGGAUAGCUAACUAUUUCGAUAAAUUUCGUUGAAAUUU
Messenger RNA from Linum trigynum, 2730 nucleotides. Lineage: Eukaryota; Viridiplantae; Streptophyta; Magnoliopsida; Malpighiales; Linaceae. The record is from the annotation of a GenBank genome assembly.